AUUCUUCGCACCUUAAGCUAGCGCGCGUUCUCUUGUGUAGAGGAAAUUUUUGUCUGGGCGGGCAGUUUUUUCCCAACACUGAACGGAGGAGGACGCACGUCGAUCCGCUCCAUCCGUUGUAUACAAAAUCUUCAAAUCUUGGUGCGAACUUUUCAUGGCUUCUCGUGGUGAUCAGUGCCCUCGUGAAGUGCUCUUAUUGUGAAAAUCUCAAAGUGUUGACCCGCGAGACGCGUGAAUUGUGUCCAGGAGUGGACAAGACAGGUUUAUUGGACGUGAAAAUGAGCGAGAGAAUGGAAAGUGACGAGUCCCGUUAAACAGCUUCUUCAUUUUUGUGUUUUGUGGUGUCUUUGCCGUUUGUUUGUGUUGGCUGCAAAUCUCACCGUGUGGUGCGACGACGACCAAAAAGGGCCACAGCGGAAAAAAUGCACCUGUUGGGGCUCGUUGUGCUCACAUUGGCCACCGUUUCUGUGGCGGGGGGCAAGGGGCCUCCGCCACCGGUAAAUAUCCGGAAGUGCUGUCGUCUCGGUGAGCACCUGGAGAAGACGCAGAAAUGUGCUGCUGGGGCAUCACUCAAGUGGGUACCACGGGUAUGGCUUAUUGCCCGAAAUCAACUGCAUCAACCCGUUGGGGAAGCACCCAGGCACUUCCGCAUUCUCGAAAAUACCCAACCAGACACAUGCCAGGAACCCGAAUUUAUCUAUGGGGAAAAUAAAUUCGUCAUCUUCUCAAAUGGCAGCCUCUUCCUGGAUGAUCGAAAUCUCGUUGUGCCCACCGAGACAUACUGCGUGGAACGGGAUUCCGCCCUUGUGUGCCUCCCAGCACACUAUCGUACCUUCCACCACAAUCAACCCUACCUCGCCCAUCCACCCGUUGUGGCGCGAAAAUGCUGCGGUCCCAGUGGGGCAUGGAGUCAGCUCAAUAGUACUUGUGUUUUUCUGGACAAUCGUACCCUCCUGCAGAACUUCCCAUUCGCCAAUUCCACCCACGUGGAACUUCGCUAUGGCUUCCCAGAGUGCAAGAAUAACGACAUCGCAAUCGCCGACCAUUUCCGCUUAGAAAACUUUAUGGAGGAGACGGGGAUGCUGAUCCUGGAGUCUGGGAAACAAUUCCACAGCACUGAAUUCUGCCUCGAGCACACACUCGAUGAGAUAAAUACGUACGUGAGCGUUUUUACCUGCUCCGAGCACUUCAGCCAUCCGAAAACAGCGCCAGUACCAAACAAUGAUAUAAGAUUUCCACUGUAUGCAGCUGGACUCUUUAUUUCCGUUGUAUUCCUCCUGGCGACGCUGCUGGCGAGCUUCCUGGUGCCGUCGAAUCACCAUGUUCUUCAUUGGCGUUGCCAAACGCACUAUGUGGCCUGCCUCCUCGUUGGUGAUCUCCUCUUGGCAAUCACACAGAUUUCUGGAAAUUCAAUCAUUGGCCCAGCUUGUACAAUCAUUGCCAUUUCGAUGCACUUCUUUUUUCUGGCGGCUUUCUUCUGGCUCAACACGAUGUGCUUCAAUAUUUGGUGGACUUUUCGAGACUUCCGUCCCACGACUCUCGAGAGGAGCCAAGAACUGUGUCGAUUGCGUCUCUAUGAAGUGUAUGCAUGGGGUGUACCUCUUCUCUUCUCCGGAGUUGCAGCAAUUCUUGACAAUUUGCCAGAUAGUACAGACGAUGCAUUUUUGAGACCACGGUUUGGCGAAAAGAAAUGCUGGUUCUAUGGUGACGUGGAGAUGCUGACAUACUUCUAUGGUCCAAUCGGUGUUUUACUUUUUGUGAAUAUAAUUCUUUUUGCAUCAACGGCUCGUCAAUUGACGUGUGGAUUAUGGAAGAGAGACGAUGUUAAAUCCACAACAGAGAGAGCUGCUCUGGGGCGAGUUUGUCUGAAAUUAGUGGUCGUCAUGGGAGUCACCUGGAUAGCGGAUGUGAUUUCGUGGGCUGUCGGCGGUCCCAAUUACCUUUGGUACGUGACAGACUUCAUAAAUGCCCUCCAAGGUGUCUUCAUUUUCAUCGUAGUAGGAUGCCAGCCUCAGGUCUGGGCAGCUGUAAAGAGAAUCUGCGGCACAAAAUCCAAUCGGAGUGUGAUGAAUACCACAAAUGGCCCUCAACACUCGAGUUCAUCGCAUGGGCUACCAUCGAUGGGGGAUACAGUAACGAACAAUACUUUUACCAACAAUACCAGCACCACCAAUAAAGUCCCCAUGGAGACUGUUUGCUAAAAUGGAGUGUGCACAUCGAGGAGAUUUCACUGCGUGGAUCUUGUUUCUUUUCUUUUUUAAAGCACCAAUUCCUCGCUGUAAUUUGUUUGUUUUUUUUUCUUUUUAAGUAAAGAAGCUAGUGUUUUGAGAAAAAUUUCAAAGGAAAGCAUGAUGUGUGGACAAAUUUUUCUUAUUUAUAUAAAAUUUAAAUAAUGAAACAUUCGUUAUAUAGUUCUUUCACAUGCGCAACGAGAGUAUUUAUUUGUAAUUUUUUUUGUGAGCGCAAGGAGAAAUUAGUGAGCCAAAGUUUAAUUUAUCUCUUAGUUUGAUAGGAUAAUAUAAAUGAAAGAAAUUGAAAUUUAAUAUCCUUUGGGAUGAUGAUAUAACUAAAUAAGAAUGAGACAAUAAUCCUUUAACAACCGUAUUAAAAUGAAGAAAAAAAUAAGAAAACUCAUGUAUUAUCUUAAGAGAGUUCAUUAAAUAGGUAAAAUGCAAUAAUUUUUGCAAUAAGAAGAAUAUUUUUUCCUACAACUGGGGAAAUGUAAGAAAUUAUAAUUUUUUUCUUGUACAUACAAAAAAAAGAAAAAUUACAAAAGAAUUUUGUUUCUUUAGUUUAUUAUUAAAUUUUGUUUUUUUUUUAUCUCGUUAGUAUAGUGAUCGAAGAAGAGAGUAUUUAACAAGAAAAAAUGCGUCUUGCCUUACAAUGUUUAGGAAAUUUGAGAGAAUAUUUUUUGAAAUUUGAGAUGUCUUUUUGUGGAGAAUACGUUGAAGACUGAUAUUUUUCUCCCCACAUAAUCAUUCAUAAAGCAUGCAUUAAAUAAAAAAAAUGAUAUCACCAGACAAUUCAAUAAUAUACUUAUCGCACAUUUAUCAUAUUUCAUAACAUAAUAACGCAAUGAAUAUUAUAUCACUAAAUUGUAAGCAUUUUUCUCACUAAGCGAGCAAUGAAGUUUUUGAUACACUGACUUUGUACUCUCACAAGAUAAAAAUCAUCCCUAAAAAACAAACUUAUACUCUGUAUCCGUUACCUACAGCGUAAGAUUUUUUACUUAUGUACUAGAGAGAAUGGAAAACAAAAAUCGUUCUAAGAAUUUUUCAGCAUUUUAAAAUAAAACUAAUAAAAAAAAUUAAAGAAAAACAA
Lutzomyia longipalpis is the source of this 3321-nucleotide messenger RNA. RefSeq names its product probable G-protein coupled receptor Mth-like 1 (gene mthl1). Gene Ontology annotation, molecular function: G protein-coupled receptor activity. Lineage: Eukaryota; Metazoa; Arthropoda; Insecta; Diptera; Psychodidae. The transcript has 7 exons. Gene Ontology annotation, cellular component: membrane. The coding region runs from base 423 to 2201 and encodes 592 amino acids. Gene Ontology annotation, biological process: cell surface receptor signaling pathway; G protein-coupled receptor signaling pathway. The record is from RefSeq and is a predicted model, not a curated record.